This is a messenger RNA of Prorocentrum cordatum, 2364 nucleotides long. Lineage: Eukaryota; Dinophyceae; Prorocentrales; Prorocentraceae. The record is from the annotation of a GenBank genome assembly.
AUGCUGAGCAAGGAGAUGGUGGCCAACCCGCUGGUGGUGACGCUGGAGGGAACGGACAAGGUGCGCCCGACGGAGACCCUCAACUACGUGCUGCAGCUGCGGUUCUGCUCGCUGCACGCCCCGAUUUGCAGAAUGUUCUCGGUGGAUUGGCUCCUCCGCCUCCAGUUGCAUCUGAAGAGUGGACGCCGGCACAGUAUGCAGAUGCCGCACGACAUGAGCACACUCGACUUACGAAGGAGGUGGAGAACUUCGCCAAAGCGGUGCGCCUGGCCUCACAGGAGGUGCACCACCGUACCAACAAGGUCCAAAAGUUGGAAGAAGCGCUUCGUGAAGCACGUGAUCAACAUCAACAAGCAGAAGGUGAGUACCGUGAUGCGGAGCAGAAGAAGCGUGAUGCCGAUGAUACCGUUGCUCGUUUCUCUCAGGAAGCGUGGGUUCAUGCCAAGCGGCAGGAGCAUGCGCAGGCCGCAGCGGCGGCCGAGGCUGCCCGCGCGGCCCAUGCGAUGCCUGCGCAGCAUGCGCCGACUGGUGAAGGUGCCGCACCCGCGGGUGGUCGCCCAGCUGCGCCUGGUGGAGCGCCACUUGCUGCUGUACCUCCACAACCACGUCAACAACCUUCCCUACGGAUUGGUGGCACGUUUCGCGGAGAUGCAGAAGCAGAUCUACGACAGUGCCCAGUCCGACGCUGGAAGUGAUGCUGGUUCCGAGGCUGGCGACUUCUCCCCAGAGCGUGCUGAUGAAUUGGCUGCGCUCAAGAAACGCUCGAUGGAAGGUGCAAUGGCGGACGCCGACCAGACCCGCAUGGAGAACCUCAUGUUCGAGAAAGCCCACACCCGCGCUGCCAAGCGCAUUCGACGUGUGCAACGUGAAGUUGGUGCUGGGUUCAAGGAGCUCUUCAAGGCUGCGGUCGCGGUCUACUGCGCGACCGGCAGUAUCUGGGACACGUUCGCCCGUGACGUGUUCGUGUCGUUGCUGUGCAACACGUUUGCGGCGCUCCCGGCGUGGGCGCUCCUGAGGCAAGGGAAGAAGAGACUGGCGACGCGGAUCAAGAGCAAACCGCAGGAAGACGAGCAGAUUCGGAAGUGGAACCAGCAGGACUUGAGCACGUUGGGGAUCUCUGGCAUCCUCGUCCUGUUCAACAUCUUGUUCACCAUCGUGUUCAUCGCCAACGUGAGCGACUUGGACAAGAACCGCUGGCUGCUGCGGACCGUCUCGCGGUCCGUGCUGGCCUGGGUGGUGCUCCCAGCGGUCGUGGCACUGCUGUGGACCGUGGUGGCCUACGGCAUGCAGCGCUCGCCGGAUUUCGCGAAGCGCCUUCUGGAGCAGCUGAGGAAGCAGCUCGAGCCCCCCAGGCAGUUUACCGAGAUCGAGAAGAAGUUCUGGAAUUGGGCCAGCAGCUUCGCCAACCCGCUCCGGCUGAACGAGGAGUCCGGGCGCCCCUACUGGGUGCCGGCGCCGCCUGCGCCGCCCUUGGACUUCAGGUCCGGCCGGGCGCCUGCGCCUCCGCCGAUGCCCCCCCCGGGGCCCGCGCCCGGGGCCGUGGCGCCCGGAGGAUGGCCCGGCCACGCCGGCCCCCCCGCGGGGCCGCCGGCCGGGCCCGCCUUUGCUCCGCCGGCGCCCCCCGUGGUCUACCCGGAGUCGGGCCCCGCUUUCGAGAGCCUCACGAGGCUGGGCACACCGGAGCUGCCGCAGUUCUGGGAGUGGGUCACGCAGCUGCGGUCCGCGGCCGUGGCGGAGGCCCCGCCGGACAACAACAUUGUCGGGCUGCCGAUGGAGGAUCCGAUGAGGCGUCCCUUCACGGACAGCUUCCGGGACAGGGAGAGCUACGUCACGCCGGACUCUCCGGGCUUCUUCGGCCAUCCAGGGUUCGGUGGCGACGGCCAGGACCAGUUCUGGGACUGGGCUGGCGACACCAGCGGAUUCGAGGAGCCCGCGCCGUCGAUCCCGCAGCCGUCCCCCGGCUUCAUGGCCGAGGACGAGUUCUGGACCUGGGCCACCGGGCUCGCGAGGGUUCAGUCGCUGGAAGCGCUGGAGCAGGACGAGGAGACGGACAACCAGUUCUGGGAUUGGGUGAGUUCGCUUGGGAGCGGCUGCAGAGCGUGGAGGCGCUGGAGGACACUGGGCGGGCGCUGCAGAACACGCCGAUGCCCCCGGCACCCCUGGACCUCGCCAUGGUGGACCUCCCGCCGCCGCCCAUGCAGUACAUCAACCCCACGGCCGACGGCCGCAGCUCCCCGAGCCGGCCGCCGAGGUCCACGCCGCUGGUGCCCCCGCUGCCCCCGGACCUCAUGCCGGAGCAGCUGUCGCCGACGGGAGCGUGGCCCGCGGUGUUGCCGCCACCGGGGCCGCCGCCGAUGGCGCUGA